ACUCACGGAGAAAAAGAAGGGCAGUGCCGCCACCACCAGCGCGUUGAUGGCGGACGGAUUCCGCUGCAGGGGCUGAUCCCGCCCUCCAUCUGCUUCUUCUCCUUCGAACUUCAUAAGUUGCAGACUUGUGUAGUAAUCCUGAUUCGCCGCCACAGCAUUAGGCUUUUUUGCUGGACCCUUCUCCCGUCGGCCUUCGUCAAAAAGGAUCGCAGCUCCAAGAUAGAAGAAACCAAGUUUUUGAUAAUAGGGAGCAAGUGUAGGUUUUUCAAGCUUUGUCUCUGAGCCAAUAUGAUAACCUUCAAAGAAUUAUCUUUGCACAGUUGCUAAAUGUUGGUUGGGAGAGUACAAUGACCCAGCCAACGGUGAUACUUGCAACAGCAAGUUAUGAUCACACUAUUCGUUUUUGGGAAGCCAAAAGUGGGCGCUGCUAUCGAACUAUUCAAUAUCCAGAUUCGCAAGUCAAUCGCCUUGAAAUAACCCCAGAUAAACGUUACCUGGCAGCAGCGGGUAAUCCUCACAUACGAUUAUUUGAUGUUAACUCAAAUACCACUCAACCAGUAAUGAGCUAUGAUUCACAUACUAAUAAUGUAAUGGCAGUUGGGUUCCAAUGCGAUGGAAAUUGGAUGUAUUCAGGUUCAGAGGAUGGCACAGUUAAGAUUUGGGAUUUAAGGGCACCAGGUUGUCAGAGAGAAUAUGAAAGUCGUGCAGCAGUGAAUACUGUUGUGCUACAUCCAAAUCAGACUGAACUAAUAUCUGGUGACCAAAAUGGUAACAUACGUGUGUGGGAUUUGACAGCUAACUCAUGCAGCUGUGAAUUGGUGCCAGAAGUGGACACAGCCGUGCGCUCUUUAACAGUAAUGUGGGAUGGAAGCUUAGUAGUUGCGGCAAAUAAUCAUGGGACGUGUUAUGUAUGGCGUCUUUUGCGUGGAACUCAGACAAUGACAAACUUUGAGCCACUUCAUAAGCUGCAAGCACACAGGGGCUACAUUCUCAAAUGUCUCCUUUCACCUGAGUUCUGUGAACCCCACAGGUAUUUGGCUACUGCAUCUUCUGAUCAUACUGUCAAGAUAUGGAAUGUUGACGGUUUCACAUUAGAGAAGACUCUGAUUGGUCACCAGCGCUGGGUGUGGGAUUGUGUCUUCUCUGUGGAUGGUGCCUACCUAAUUACAGCUUCAUCUGAUACAACAGCCAGGCUUUGGUCUAUGUCAACUGGGGAAGAUAUUAGGGUUUACCAAGGUCAUCAUAAAGCUACAAUUUGUUGUGCUCUACAUGAUGGGGCUGAACCCACUGCAUCCUGAAGUAAUGUCCCCCCUUCCCCCCUUUUCCCUCUCUUCUAUUCACCUCAGAUAUCUCGUUCGUCAAUAGCAACCUUUUUUGUUCUUUGAAGAGGUUGGGUGGAUGGGAGGUUGUUUCUGCGAUGUUUACUUACUAUUUGUCCUUGAACGUUCCAAGCUGUUAAUUUGGUUCGAGGUUUUCAUUUUGUCAAAUUGGUCUUUGUCCUUGUCAAAUGAGCUAAGUAUUAGUUUGUUCGUAUGUCAUGGUUAGUGCAAAUCGUCCUGUAAUUGUUGCUGGAAGCUCAAUUUUAUAUGCAUGUAACAACUUGAAAGUUGAUGAAUGUUGAAUUUGAAUUUUCAAUUUGUAAGUUUAUAAAGCCCUUUCGAAAUUAGGAAGAUGAAGAAAAUAAGUUCAC
This is a messenger RNA of Neltuma alba, 1690 nucleotides long. RefSeq names its product target of rapamycin complex subunit LST8. Gene Ontology annotation, molecular function: protein binding. The record is from RefSeq and is a predicted model, not a curated record. Gene Ontology annotation, biological process: TOR signaling; regulation of actin cytoskeleton organization. The transcript has 12 exons. NCBI's taxonomy places the organism in Eukaryota, Viridiplantae, Streptophyta, Magnoliopsida, Fabales, Fabaceae. Gene Ontology annotation, cellular component: TORC1 complex; TORC2 complex. The coding region runs from base 348 to 1298 and encodes 316 amino acids.